GCGGGAAAUUCGUAAACGGUGCAGAGGAUAAAUCUCCCCUGAAAAAGGAUCCCACUCACGUGUUCUUGUUUACAAAUCGAAGGAAUCAGUUCAUCAUCCGUAGCUUCAGCCUGAAAUGACCAAGUGCUUUUGAUCUGUCAGUUCAUAACUCACAAAAUGGUGAGAAAGAAGAUUGACAAUCGGAUACGUGUCCUGAUUGAAAAUGGUGUUGCAGAAGGACACAGAACAAUGUUUGUGGUCAUUGGAGACCAUGCCAGAGACCAGGUGGUGAUAUUGCAUCAUAUGCUGUCUAAAGCUCAAGUCAAAGCCAGGCCAUCUGUUCUGUGGUGUUACAAGAAAGAAUUGGGCUUUAGCAGCCAUCGUAAAAAGCGAAUGCGACAGCUUCAGAAGAAGAUAUCCAGUGGAAAACUUGAUGUCAAGGAAGACGAUCCUUUUGAGCUGUUCAUCUCAGCAACAUCCAUCAGAUACUGCUACUAUGCAGAGACGCACAAAAUCCUUGGAAACACAUACGGCAUGUGCGUUCUCCAGGACUUUGAGGCCCUGACACCAAACCUACUAGCUAGGACCAUAGAGACUGUGGAGGGUGGGGGCAUCAUCACCAUCCUGCUCAACUCUAUGAACUCCCUCAAACAGCUAUACACCAUGACCAUGGAUGUUCAUUCACGGUACAGAACAGAGGCCCAUCAGGAUGUGGUCGGCAGGUUCAAUGAAAGGUUUAUUCUGUCAAUGGCCUCAUGCACGAACUGUAUGGUGAUAGAUGACCAGUUCAACCUGCUGCCCUUCUCCUCUCAUAUCCUCUCCAUUCAGCCUGUACCAGCUAAAACUGUGGAGGAAAGUUUGUCCCCGGCUGAGCAGGAGUUGCGGGACCUGAAAGACUCUCUCCAGGACACCCAGCCUGUAGGGGCACUUGUCAAAUGUUGUCGUACCCUUGAUCAGGGCAAAGCUUUACUGAAGUUUGUAGAGGCAAUAUCCGAAAAGACACUGCGCAGUACGGUAGCCAUGACGGCAGCAAGAGGGCGGGGCAAGUCAGCCACCCUUGGUCUUGCCAUAGCAACAGCAGUCGGAUUUGGAUACUCCAACAUAUUUGUGACUUCACCUAGUCCAGAAAAUUUGAAGACAUUGUUUGAGUUUAUCUUUAAAGGAUUUGAUGCCUUAGAAUAUCAGGAGCAUCUUGACUAUGAGAUUCUGCAGUCCACAAACCCUGACUUCAACAAGGCAAUUGUCAGAGUGAACAUCUUCAGAGAACACAGACAAACCAUUCAGUACAUCCACCCAACUGAUGCCAACAAACUGGGUCAGGCAGAGCUUGUGUGUAUAGACGAGGCUGCGGCAAUCCCCCUGCCCCUGGUCAAGAACCUACUGGGGCCCUACCUUGUGUUCUUGUCAUCCACUGUUAAUGGCUAUGAGGGUACAGGCAGGUCCCUGUCCCUGAAACUCAUCCAGCAACUCCGUCAGCAGUCCUUGACCUUCGGGGGUACAACCUCUGAGGUGAAGAAGACGGUUGCUAUGACAGCCAAGUCUGACAACACGUCAUCUGUGUCAGGAAGAGUGUUGCAUGAACUUGUGCUAAAUGAGUCUAUCAGAUAUGCAGACAAAGACCCGGUUGAGAAAUGGUUGAAUGGUUUAUUGUGUCUGGACGCGAGCGAAGUGCCACGAAUAUCCUCUGGCUGUCCUCUUCCGGAACUCUGUGACCUCUAUUAUGUGAACAGAGACACACUGUUCUCCUAUCAUAAGGCUUCAGAGGCUUUCCUUCAUAGAGUUAUGGGGCUGUAUGUCUCCUCACACUACAAGAACACGCCUAAUGACUUACAACUGCUAUCGGAUGCGCCCGCCCACCACAUUUUUGUACUGCUAGGGCCAGUGGAUGCCAACCAGGCUGGUCUGCCAGAGGUCCUCUGUGUGCUUCAGGUGUGUUUGGAGGGUGAGAUCUCCAAGUCCUCCAUCAUGAACAGCCUGUCUCGUGGGAAACGGGCAUCUGGUGACCUCAUACCGUGGACAGUAUCACAACAGUUCCAGGAUCAUGACUUUCCAAGUUUGUCUGGAGCAAGAGUGGUCAGGAUAGCCACACAUCCAGAUUAUCAAGGGAUGGGUUAUGGUAAGCGGGCCAUGGGCUUACUGGAGCAGUACUAUGAGGGUGGUAUCCAAGACCUGGGGGAGGGGCCUGGGGUUGAAGAUAUGUCAUCCCCCACUGUGGGGGAGGAUGACGUGGGGCUGCUAGAGGAGCGCCUUACCCCCAAGAAACACCUCCCACCCCUUCUUAUGAAGCUCAAUGAGAGACGGGCAGAGAAACUACACUACCUAGGGGUCUCCUAUGGCAUGACCUCCGACCUACUACGAUUUUGGAAGAAGUGUGGGUUUGCACCAGUGUACUUGCGUCAGACAACCAAUGAGUUGACUGGGGAACACUCCUGUAUCAUGUUGAAGGCCCUCAACACAGGAGACACUGACUCGACCUGGCUACCAGCAUUCUGGAAAGAUUUCCGGCGUCGGUUUGUAUCCCUGCUGUCAUACCAGUUCAGAGCCUUCACUCCAGCCAUGGCCCUCAAUGUCCUGCAACAGAAGCAGUUCAAGGAGGAAAACAAGAAAAGCCUGACAAGAAGUGAGCUAGAGAUGUACAUCACCCGUUACGACUUGAAGCGCCUGGAGUUGUAUAGCCAGAAUAUGGUGGACUACCACCUCAUUAUGGAUUUGGUUCCCAUCCUGGCGCGCAUGGUAUUCACUGACCUUAUAGAUGUACACUUCAGUGUCAUACAGUCUGGUGUGUUGUUGGGCCUGGGUCUGCAGCACAAGACCGUUGAUGACCUUGAGCGUGAGCUGGACCUGCCAGCCGCCCAGCUUCUCGGGCUCUUCAACAAGGUGGUGCGAAAACUAGUUCAAAGCCUCAGGGGUGUGCUGGAAGCCCAUGUGGAGCGUGAUAUGGUGGCCAGGCAGGAGUUCACACUCACGCCCGCACAGCAGACCAUUGAUGAGGAACUGGAUGAAGCUGCGAAGGAGGUGAAGGCCAAACAACGUGAACAGAUGGCGGCGCUACGGGAUGGAGAACUGAAACAGUACACCAUCAAGGGCUCGGAACAGGACUGGGACCAGGCCCUUCACAAGGGCAAGAAGGGCCUUAUCAGUGUGAAAAGCACAUUGGCAGAGAAGAGGAAGAUAGCUGAGCCAGAGCCGGAAAAGAAAGACCACUCGAAACACAAGAAGAAAAUGAAGAAGAGACAUAAACCUUAAUGCAGGACUUCCACGUAUAAUGUUGUGUUUUAAAGACAAUGUUGUAUGCACUUAAUAUUUAAUGAGAUAUGAGUGAGAAAAAUAGUGUACAAAAUUGCAAUGUACAAAAAAUAAAACAAUACACAUUAAAAACCCUUGUUUAUU
This is a messenger RNA of Mya arenaria, 3369 nucleotides long. Its product is annotated as RNA cytidine acetyltransferase-like. NCBI's taxonomy places the organism in Eukaryota, Metazoa, Mollusca, Bivalvia, Myida, Myidae. The record is from RefSeq and is a predicted model, not a curated record. Gene Ontology annotation, cellular component: nucleolus; 90S preribosome. Gene Ontology annotation, biological process: rRNA acetylation involved in maturation of SSU-rRNA. Gene Ontology annotation, molecular function: tRNA binding; 18S rRNA cytidine N-acetyltransferase activity; ATP binding. The transcript is spliced from 22 exons. Bases 157 to 3225 code for a protein of 1022 amino acids.